Orussus abietinus is the source of this 2171-nucleotide messenger RNA. RefSeq names its product coiled-coil domain-containing protein 22 homolog. The transcript has 8 exons. Gene Ontology annotation, biological process: positive regulation of ubiquitin-dependent protein catabolic process. The record is from RefSeq and is a predicted model, not a curated record. NCBI's taxonomy places the organism in Eukaryota, Metazoa, Arthropoda, Insecta, Hymenoptera, Orussidae. Bases 277 to 2028 code for a protein of 583 amino acids. Gene Ontology annotation, molecular function: cullin family protein binding.
ACAGCAGGUUGAAACCAGUUGAAACUAAAUAUAAACAAGUUAAACUCCGAUUAACUCGUGUUGUGAAACAAGUUUAAUUAGUAGCUGAUUCAUGUCACUUUCUACAAUUGGAGCAGCUGUGCACCAAUGCGAACAGUCCCAGUAGAAAUCUUACAGCAGCGUCGCCAUCUUUCACCGCUCAUAAAUCUUCUUCAUCGGCGACUAGGUUAGGGGAUCAAUGAGGGAUGGUAUGCGAUUUUAUACAAAUUUAGGCCAAUUUUUAUUCAUUUAUGUGUCAUGGAGGAAGUUGACAGCAUAAUUAUUCAUUCCUUACGACAAAUUGGCUGUGAUCUAGACAGUGGUAUAACAAAUCUAAGCGGUUUCACAACAGAGUUAGUUAUAGAGGCCACCGCAAAAUGUCUGAAUGUAAUUCGACCAGGUCUUGGAUUGCCCAUUAUGUUACCUACGAAUAUGGCAGCCCGUUUUCGCUUAGGAGCUACGUUAGCUCAAGCUUGCUCGGAUCUUGGAUACAGAGGUGACAUCGGUUACCAGACCUUUCUGUACAGCUCGGAAGUCGAUUUACGACGAGUGUUUAUGUUUCUAAUCGACAAAUUACCAAAAGAAGAUAAUAAAACUCUAAGCGAACCCACUAGUAAGCCCGCGUUACUCGAUAAAUCAAUUGCACUUGCGGUGUCCGACAGCCUCUCGGUACCUUGGCUGCCGCAUUAUUGUCACAAUAAAGGCAGCCGGUGUAGAGGUAAAACCAAUGUAUCCUACAAGACUGUACAUCUCCAAGUUCCGCUCGUGGAAAGAAGCGAAGAGCAACAAACUUACUAUGCGCAUUACCAGCGUCCAGUGCCUGACCAAAUACAGGACCAAUAUUGCCUCUUGCCUUCUAUACUGUCGCAUAAUUUAAGAAGCAUUUACUCAACCCCGACAAAUAUUAUAGAACGGCUCGAUUGGUUGAGCAAUCAACAGCAUGAGUUACACGUACCAGAAAGCAUCCUUGGCAACGAUAGAAAUUUGUCCAGAUUAUUGUCCAAUGAUAGGUUACAACAUGAUAAGGACACCACUCUCGAACAAGAAGAGUCGGUACUGAGUUCGACACCCUCAGAAAAAGUCACUUCAAUAAGCCGAGAGGAAAAAGAAGAAUUAGAGAUUGAGAAGGCAAAGACUGAGUCCGAAGAUAUCAGGAAAAACGUAGAAAGUCUUCAGGACGAGAUAAAGAAACUUACUGCCAAAUUAUCCCAGUUGACGGUUACUUUACAGAACGAAGACAAAGAAUUUGAGGUUAAAGAAGAGCGGAGAAAAAUCAAAGCAAGAACUUAUGAUUUACUUCCCAAUGAUACAGAGAAUAUCAAAAAGUUGCAUGCUUUGAUAGAAGCGCACGUAAAUAAGCUCGUCGACCUCAGUAAUCAAUGGGAGAGACACAGAGAUCCUUUGAUAAAGAAAUAUCGAGAGGAAAGAGAAAAAUAUUCCACAAAGACAAGUGCGAGUUUAAAGAAAACGGACAAAUUAAGGGCAUUCAGGGAAAAGGAGAAGGAACUUCUAGAAGAGUGUCGCACCAAAGAUCAACAAUAUUCCCAGCUGGUGACGGAGGUGCAAAAACUUCCGAAAGAGAUAAACAGGUCCGCUUACACUCAGCGAAUCCUUGAAAUAAUCAACAACGUAAGGAAGCAACGAGAUGAAAUCGAUAAAGUGUUGGCCGAUACAAGGGAGAUCCAGAAGGAGAUUAAUACUAUUACAGGAAGGGUGGAAAGAUCAUUCACUAUGGUGGACGAAUUGAUUUUUAGAGACGCCAGAACAAACGAAGCUUCGAGGAAAGCUUACAAACUAUUGGCGACGUUACAUUCUGAUUGUAAUGAAUUAAUAACAUUGGUAGAACAAACUGGAGCCACUGUUCGAGAAAUAAGGGAUUUGGAAGAGCAGAUCGACUCGGAGUCAACGAAAAAUGUUGGUUCUAAUUUAGAAAGGAUAACUGCUGACUUGAAACAAAUGAAACAAGAGACAGCAGCUUUAACAGUGCAACUUCAGGGAAAAAUCUCGUGACCGAAUGACAAAUAAUAAUUUAAUAUUAUCGGUAAUAGAGAAAACUCGCCUCUACCAAGUCGCAACCCUCCAGUGUAUUGAAAGCAUUUUGCAGCUCCUUAACUUCGUCCGUUACUUGAUCUUCCGGUAAUCCAGACAAAUGA